AUGCAAGAAAUUGAAGCCAAAAACCAAUUGAAAGCAAGUGAAGGAGCCCACUUCUUUUACACUCUCAUCUUCCUGAGCGCUUCAGGCAUUAUCGAGACACAGUUUAUUGAUCAGAAAUGCAAUUAGAAUCUCGCCUUGUUUAUACAUUUGGUUUUCUAUGGAUUGAUUAUUUGGGGAACCUAUAUUCUGAUCACCUUAAUACCAAGGUUCAUUAAUCUACUUAAAUAGGUACAAAAAUCCUGCGAUCAACUUGUUCUUUAAUUUCUUGGAUAUCUGCUUUGCAAUUUACAUAUCCUUUUUGCUAAUCUAUGGAUAUAAACUAUAUUCGACUUAAAAUGAUUGUGCAGUUGAGGCUCCUGCACUCUACUUCUUUUUGGAGGUGUUUAUGCUGGUAUGAAAUCAUUAUGAAUCAGGUUAAUGGGAUCAUUUUCAUCAUUUUGGGUCUUGCCUUUAUCUCAUACAUUUUGAAGAGAUUCUCAAAACAUCAAUAGUCACAAGCUCAAGGGGAUGAGGAAUACUUGGAAGCAUGA
Molecule: messenger RNA, 530 nt
Organism: Paramecium octaurelia
Lineage: Eukaryota; Ciliophora; Oligohymenophorea; Peniculida; Parameciidae
Source: the annotation of a GenBank genome assembly